GUGGUCAGACGUUCGAGGCGGGUGGCUUUCACGCACGUCGAUUUUGCAGGUUUUUGCUGUCCGCAAGCAGAAAAGUGUGAUUUGCUUUAACGACGCGCCUCCCCCGUCCCGUUUUCCAGCAAUCUUUUCGUCGUCAUCGUCGCCGUUGUCGACGUCGGUCGGUUGAUUAAAGUGCACGUCGCAAGUACGCAACCCCUCCCAACAGCUAUUCCACCGCCGAGGCCCACACCCUCCUCGGCCGUGAACGACGACGUCACACCAGCGUGAAAAUCGCCGUGCCGUGAAUGCCGUGGUGGUGUUGUUGUACACCGCGCUAUGAUUGAGCUGGAGUGCCAUUAGUCUGAGUUUCGGAGUGGUGAUUAGUGCAAGACGGUUAAAGUGAUAAAAAAUACAAAGCAAAAAAAAACAGUCGCCGGACUGCUUAAACGGCUGUUUCAUCAUCGCCAACUGAGCAUCAUCGCCUGUCUGGUGCAUAUGUUUGACCCGCUGCUGGGGUGUAGCAGCGUUCAGUGAGGAAAGUUCUAACUGCCGUCGGCCUGCGUGGACCAACCGCUGUGCCGAGAAAAGAAGGUCGGAGGAAAAGUAGGCGGCGAGCGAGAGCCAGCAGAGAAAAGGAAGUGGAAGACGGGCACAAGCCCCAGAGCGCGCCCAAUAGCAACCAUCAACAUUGGCGGCUUCCUGUGGUUGAGAAAACGUGCGGCGCGCGAUGUCGUCCGAUAAGGUGCCACCGCCGAUAUCACCCUCGAAAAGUCGCAGGCAAUUGCGUGAACGUAAACAACGGAAGCUGUACUCGGAAGAGUGGACACUCGGAGACGAUGACUAUGAGGGCGCGAGAGGAUUUAGCGUGGCAGAGAAGCUGGAGUCGCCCCGUUUCGCGCAAUCCGGAAUGGUGCGGGAGAUGAAGGGCGAAAAUUUAACCGUUGGGUUUCUGCAACAGAAUGGCUUCAAUAUACCGCUGCUGUUUAAGGAGAAGACCGGCCUCGGGUUGCAGGUACCCUCAUCCAAUUUCUCGAUCGGCGACGUUCGCACGUGCGUCGGUUCACGUCGCACACUGGACGUAAUGGAUGUGAACACGCAGAAGAACAUCGAGAUGACGAUGAAGGACUGGGAGAAGUAUUACGAGGAUCCGGUCAAGAAGAAGCUUCUGAACGUCAUCUCGCUCGAGUUUUCCCAUACGCGGCUCGAGAACUACGUUCAGAGUCCGGCGAUCGUGCGACAGAUCGAUUGGGUGGAUGUAGUGUGGCCGAAGCAGUUGAAGGAAUCGCAGGUUGAAUCGACGAAUCUGCUGAACGACAUGAUGUACCCGAAGGUGCAGAAGUACUGCCUGAUGUCGGUGAAGAACUGCUACACGGAUUUCCACGUCGAUUUCGGUGGUACCUCGGUCUGGUAUCACAUUCUGCGUGGCAGCAAGGUUUUCUGGUUGAUACCGCCCACCGAGAAGAACCUGCAACUAUAUGAGAAGUGGGUGCUAUCCGGUAAGCAAUCGGAUGUGUUCUUCGGUGAUACGGUCGAGAAGUGUGCUCGCGUCUACCUGACCGCCGGAAACACGUUCUUCAUUCCGACGGGUUGGAUCCACGCGGUCUACACGCCCACCGACUCGCUAGUGUUCGGUGGCAACUUCUUGCACUCGUUCGGUAUCGUGAAGCAGCUGAAGAUCGCGCAGGUCGAGGAUAACACUAAAGUACCGCAAAAGUUCCGCUAUCCGUUUUUCACCGAGAUGUUGUGGUACGUGCUUGCCAAGUACGUAUAUACGCUGCUCGGCCAUGCGCAUCUGGUCGGCGAGAAGGGACGGGAGCACGAGCUGCACGGUAAACCGCACGUCCACCUGACGCACUACGAGCUGUUCGGGCUGAAGGACAUCGUCAUGUACCUAUACGAUCUGCCAGCCCAGCGUAAGAACGUCCCGAAGCUGAUUCGGGAUCCGGUGGCCGUGAUCAAGGAUGUGCGAACGUUGGUCGAGCGGCACUGCAAGGAUAGCCCCGAGCUAGCCGUGACCGGUGUACCGGUACUGCACCCGGAUCUGAACAUCAGCAACAACUCGUACAUCCGAGAGCACUACGAAUACUAUUCGGGUGAUGGUACGGGAGAAGGUGGUAACCGAUCGACUGACGACAAUGAGGAUCAAGAGGCGGCGAAAUCGGAUGGAGACGAAGCAGCAGACGGUGGAUGUGAGAACGAGACGAGGAAGAGGACUCCUGAAGAAGGGAAAAGCAAUGGGAUCUCGGCAACUACUGAGCAGCAACCCCUGCUGCAGGGUGAAUCACAACAAAGGCAAAUCAUUGUUAGUAGCGGCAACGGAACACCAUCCGGAAAGGCAGGAGGAGCAGGAGGAGUACUAUCGUCACAUACAUCCCCGACACAGAUACCUAAUCAUCAUCACCAUCAGCAGCAGCAACAGCAACAGCAAUCCCAGAAACAUUCCCUUAAUCGCCAUAGUCAUGGUACGGCCGAGGAGCAGGAAUCUCUCAAUCGAUCCCGAUCACCGAUCGGUAGCUCGAACAGUGGUACAACGAUGGGACCUCCGUCGCGGCAAAAUCACUAUCACCAUGCUCAUCAUCAGUCACACCAUCCGCAGCACUACAGUGGCAACGAUGACGAUCGGAACUUUGUCUCACCGCAGCCGACGAGUGGCAACCGAUUCCCCUCGGUAGCGUCAGCAAACGGUGCUGGCCGUGGUCCGUACAAGAAACACUCUCCUGGUGUUGGUAGUGGCAGUGUGGGUAGUGAGAAACGGGACAGUGGGGGUGUUGGUAACGGCGGGGCUGGAGGUGGAAGCAAUAAUGGACCGCGGCGGCGUCGGACACGAUGUAAGACCUGUGAAGCCUGCCAGCGGUCCGAUUGCGGUGAGUGCAGCUUCUGUCUCGAUAUGGUCAAGUUCGGGGGACCGGGCCGAGCGAAGCAAACGUGCAUGAUGCGCCAGUGUUUGCAGCCGAUGCUGCCCGUGACGGCACAGUGUAUCCACUGUCAGCUGGACGGUUGGCGGCAGGCACCGAUCACUGCACCGGCUCAGGCGAAGCUGCAGGCCCAACUGCAGGAUGGCCCGUCGGCGUUGAUGGAGUGCUCGGUUUGCUACGAAAUCUCUCAUCCGGACUGUGCCCAGCGAGUAGCGCCCGAGGUACAGGGUGUCCAGAACGACGAUCUUCCGAACAGCUGGGAGUGUCCGACGUGCUGCAAAUCGGGCAAAAACACCGACUAUCGGCCACGGCAUUUCCGAGCACGCAUGAAAUCUUCCGAAAUUCGCCGCAUUUCCGUGAGCAGUGAUGCGUCCUCGGUACACAAUGCCGAUCUGGGCAGAAUGGUGGCAGCUGGUGGCGGAAUGGCGUCCUCGUUUGCUGGCGGCAGUACACUGGCGCACGGCAACAACUCGCACAGUGGUGGCGAAGGGGGUUCGGCCAGUGAUGGACCAAACAGUGGCGCUGGUGGCAGUGUUGUUACGAGGGUUCCCCGUUUCGAGAACGAUAUGCUGUACGAUUUUGCGGUCUCCGGCAAAGCGGUAAUCGUCGGGGGAAACGGUGGCAACAUACUCUUCGAGCGUAAGAUUAAGGACGAAGAUGUUUCGAGCGGAUCUGAGAACGAUACGGCGCCGGGCAGGAAACUGCACCAGCUUCACGCAAUGCCUGGUGGUGGUUCGGCAGUAAAGAUGGAAAUCAAACACGAACCAAUGGAUCAUCAACCACCUACACCGCACGGUCAGGGUGCUGGUGCGUUCGGUGGCCAUCAUCACACAACGAGCGUCAUUCGCGAUGGUCGUGAGUUGCAGCAGCAGCACCAGCAACAGCAGGGUCAUGGUCAUGGUGGCCUUUCUGCAACUAGUGGCAGUGGCAUUCCAGUAAAGCGAAGGAAAAGUGAAGAAAAUGGCACCAGUGGAGGAGCUAGCGGUGCUGGAUUGGUUCUAGGGAAUCACCAGCAGAAUCAUAAUUCACCGGCCGCAGGUAAUGGCGCCAUUGGUGGUAGUGGCGGUGGAGCGACAAGUGGCAAUGGAGCGGGUGGUAACGAUGGUCACGAAGGAGGGAAGAACAGCCAUUCGCUACCCAGAAAGAAAUCGACCCAACGCACGCAGCUGGCGCACCAGAUUCACAGUACCUCAACGAAGCAGAUGAAGAAACCAUUGUACCCGAUACGACCAGCGGCGCUGUCGCAUACACCUGGUGGCCAGUCGCAGUCGGGCAACUACGCGCUGGACGCGAACUGUUUGCUGCCCGUGUUCCGGUACCUUCCACCGGAAACACUGGUCACCUGCACGUUGGUGUGUAAGACGUGGUCAAAUAUUGCGGUCGAUCCGACACUGUGGAAGCGUAUGAGUUGCGUUGAGUAUAAACUCACGCCGAACCUGCUGUCGGCUAUCGUGCGCCGCCAGCCGGAACAUCUGAUCAUGGACUGGAUCGGGUUGGGCAAGCGGCAAGUGACGUGGCUCAUUUCGCGCAUUCCCGGACUCAAGAAUCUAUCGUUGCAGGGCACCCACAUUCAGGCGGUGCUCGGAUUGCACACGUGCAUGUGCCCUCCAUUGCAGGUGCUUGAUUUGAGCUUUAUUGGGGGGCUAAAUGAUUUCGCGAUUCGUGAGAUACUGUCCGCACCGAAGGAUUCGCGGCCCGGUCUGGCGGAUUCGAAGUCGCGGUUACGUAACCUAAAGAUGCUAAAGGUGGCCGGUGCCGAUAUCUCAGAUGUGGCAUUGCGCUACAUCACGCAGGGUUUGCCUAAUCUAACGCACCUUGAUCUAAGCUCAUGUCAGCGCAUUACGGAUGCGGCAAUUGCGCAAAUCGGGACGUCACCGGCGGCCAUCAAAACACUGGUCGAGUUGGAUCUGAGCUGUUGCAAGCUAAUUACCGAACUUUCGCUCGAUCAUCUCGCCAAGUGUGACGCACUGACACGACUAGAUCUGAGUCACGUGCCUCAGGUAUCCACACAGGCAGUAAUAAAGUUCGCUUCGACCUCGAAGAACGAUCUGCAGUUGCACGACAUCAAGCUGGUCGACAAACGAAAAGCUCCUGCUGCUCCUCCCCCUGUCCCUACUUCUUCUUCUUCGACGUAGACGUUACAGUGAUUGGCCUGUAAAGUUACUUACGACGGACAAUACAUCGGAUCCCCAGGGUACAGUAGGCAUUAGGAAGGGACAAAGGCAGGCAACGCGGGUUAAAAUGAUACCAAAGACUAUUUUUAAGUUCAGACCAAGUUCCGAUCGCGACUAACCGCAGGUUUUCAAAUUGAGGAAGAGGUGCCUGGAAAAGGACAUUCGAACGCCACGCCACGCCACUAGGAGCGACGCCACUGCCGCUCCUCCCAGCCUACUGUUGGGGUAAGCGAACUGGAGAAGGCCGGUAUACGAAUCGUUUUCGUUUCGUUUUCCAUCCAGAUGUGCCAGUUGUCUCCGAUUUAACGAUUCUAUUUUGGAAUUCCGCCAUCCAGCCCAAAUCCCCUCUACCUAUCUAUAUGCUUCAGCUAAGACAGUCUUUUGCAGCCAACGUUUUGCUCCACGAUUUGCCUAGACACCCCCUUUGCUUGGGGUUGAACAUAAUGGGGGUGUGCACCACAGACUAAAAGUUUGGUUCAACUUUCUGCCAAAGGGUCGUCGGUUGCAAUGGCGUAAAUGGUUUUAAUUUCAUUCUAAAACGCACAAUCGCUUCCAGUAGAGAUACACGGCGAAGAGGGUUUUUAUUGUCAUUAUAUGCAGUUUGUUAAAAAGAUAAGUAUUAAUCGGAGUGCACAUUUUCGAAAUGAUUAGUUCGCCUCUUCCACACUCCAACAGUCUUAGGUGUGACAGCCGGGCGUAGGUUUGUGUACGUAGGUUAGGAUUCUUACCCAUAGAACAGUUCAAAGCAGCUUGAGUUAAGUUGUAAUCACGUAUGCUCCUCGGAAAGCAUGUUGUAUCGAUCUUCCCGCAGGAAAAUGCAAAUCCCCCUUUGCAAAUGCCGUCAGCAAGCCGGCACACAACUUCACAAGGAUGACACCAUAUGAUUGUGUCCAUAAAGGGUGCAUCAACAGGAAUCAGCACUGUGUGAACCUCGAAGUUACGUUAACGUGUUAGGUGCGGUAGCAGUCGUGGCGUGUGUAUUACCGACUCAAAUAUGUAGUGUAAAGGAUGCAUUUUCAUAUGCUCGCCAAGACGGUCGAAUUUGUGUCGAACCAGUAGCAGCAAACAGUUAGAAUGUGGUGGACUCAGCUCGUUUAGCGAAUCGGUACAUGUGAGUGAGUGUGUGUGUGUGUAUGUAAGUGGAGGUAAAUGUAAAAUUCAAACUACUCCAAGCGACGGGGUACCAGCAAGUGCGAUGUAGACUCGCAUACGAUCCAGCAAAAAAGGGAAGGUAAGCGUUUUGUUAGCAUUAAUAAUAAUACAGAAAAUGAGAAAAGCAUUCGCAGCAAAGAGAGAGAAUGAGGGCUACUGCGAAGUGAAAUGGAAUACCCUCUAAGUCUAAAUGCAUUAUCUAGCAUACUGUAAGGUGUAACGAAUGUGGUAGGUUUGGGCUAGAAUGAGCACAUGGCCAAGGGCAGAGGCGUGUCAAAUAUUAGAUUUAUUAUAUGGACAAAGAAUUGUAAAUAAACUUUCGAGCGAAAAGAUAGUGAACAUUGUGUGAACAGUUGCACAGAAAAUAUUGAGAAAAUCAACGAUCCCAUCGAUCGGGGGUGAUGGAUUAAGGAAAUUACGCUUUAUGAGUCCGGCAGUUAAUAAGACGAAAUUA
Anopheles darlingi is the source of this 6674-nucleotide messenger RNA. It is a transcript of the gene Kdm2, whose product is annotated as jmjC domain-containing histone demethylation protein 1. Gene Ontology annotation, molecular function: protein binding; histone demethylase activity; DNA binding. The record is from RefSeq and is a predicted model, not a curated record. The transcript is spliced from 5 exons. Gene Ontology annotation, biological process: regulation of transcription by RNA polymerase II; protein demethylation. Lineage: Eukaryota; Metazoa; Arthropoda; Insecta; Diptera; Culicidae. Bases 707 to 5029 code for a protein of 1440 amino acids.